Nicotiana tabacum (common tobacco) is the source of this 788-nucleotide messenger RNA. RefSeq names its product histone deacetylase complex subunit SAP18. NCBI's taxonomy places the organism in Eukaryota, Viridiplantae, Streptophyta, Magnoliopsida, Solanales, Solanaceae. Gene Ontology annotation, cellular component: nucleus. Gene Ontology annotation, molecular function: transcription factor binding; transcription corepressor activity. The record is from RefSeq and is a predicted model, not a curated record. Gene Ontology annotation, biological process: negative regulation of DNA-templated transcription.
UGAAAAGGCCCAAGAGCAAAAGAGCAAAGCGAAAAAAGAACUUGCUUAAACCCUGUUGAGUAGCAAUGGCGGAUGUUCAGAGAAGGGGAAGACCAUUACCUCCUCCACCACCGAGAGGCCCGCUUGGUCCACCUCCCGCUAGACUUGCUCCCCGCCUUCAACCAGUCGAUCGUGAAAAGACUUGUCCUCUGUUGCUUCGUGUUUUCACUAAGAUUGGAGGCCAUCACAGUGACAAUGAGUUUGCGGUGAGAGGCAAGGAACCCAAAGAUGAGGUCCAAAUCUAUACAUGGAUGGAUGCUACUCUGCGUGAAUUAACUGAUUUGGUUAAAGAGGUAGCUCCAGAAGCAAGACGAAGAGAUGCAACUUUGUCCUUUGCUUUUGUCUAUCCUGAUAAAAGGGGCCAAUUUGUCGUUAGAGAGGUGGGGAGAACGUUUUCUUAUCCAAAUAUGAGGCGACCAGAUAGUGGCAGCAAAACUUUGAGUGAACUUAAAUUUCAGAUAGGAGAUUACUUGGAUGUGGCUAUCCUGUUCCAGUGAUCUGUUAUGGCACCUCUGUCGGGAUUAGAAUUAUGCAAAACUUGUAUUGCUUUAUGUUCUUCAUACUUAUACAUAUCUGUAAUUUUCUUGAUAAUCUGAGCUCUAAUGUUCAUUUUCGCUGUGAGAUUGCCUCCAGAGUGCUCUAUGACCAGUUACGUUCGUAGGCAAUUGAUUUAACUGGGCUCUUCUUAGAGCCAACUCCAUUGUUACGUUGCUGUCAGCACUUAUAUGAUUCUUUGUGGUUUCAUUUUC